UCCAUGCAUGAUUAAUGAACAAAUGUGCGCAAUAAAGAGCCGAGCAGAUCCCACUUCCAGCUUCCGUCACCGGACCGGGCUUUGAACUUAUCUCGGCUGCGGCUCGCUAACAAAGGAUGGAGCGCAGAGGAUCCUUUGUCAACAUUCCUGCGCAACUUUGCAGAUGCGAUUAUGUGAUCAAAUAUGUUUCGCUAUCCGAGUAUAGCAUCGCAACACCCAUCCACGGUCCGGACGGGGGACUGGUGUCCAUUGCAUACCAGCGGGCCAUGUGUUGGCCGGUAUAUUUAUAGCAGACCGCACCCAUGCCAUCAAAAGCUGUAUCUUGAAGGGAGCCAUCCGUCAAUAUAGUCCCUAUCUUUGCACUUCUUUAACUAUACCCGGCAUCAAACUAGCACACAUCGUUUCUACCCUAGCCAAGAUGAGCGCCUUCAAGAACAUCCUCCUCGUCGGCGCCGGCGGGUCCAUAGGUAGCAUCGUCUUGGAGGCCCUGCUCAAGGAGUCCAGCUUCACCGUGACGAUCCUCCAGCGCGCCUCGUCCAAGACCGCCAUCCCCGACGGCGUCCGGUCCAUCAAGGUGGCCGACGACUACCCGACCGCGGAGCUCGAGGCGGCCUUCAGGGGCCAGGAGGCCAUCGUCAACUGCAUGACCUCGCUCAGCGUCAUCGACCAGUUCCGCUUCAUCGACGCCGCCGUGGCCGUCGGCGUGCGCCGCUACCUGCCGUCCGAGUACGGGCUCAACAACAUGCGCAAGGACGCCCAGGCCCUGUCGACCGUCUUCCGCGACAAGGGCAGGGUCCAGGAGCGCCUGCGCGAGCUGGCCGCCGCCGGCCGCAUCGAGUGGACGUCGGUCAGCUGCGGAAUGUGGAUCCGCUGGAGCCUGGCGCACGAGUUCCUGGGCCUGCACCUCAAGGAGCGCCGCGCCGUGCUGUGGGACGACGGGGAGGGGCUGUGCAGCUGCACCACCGAGGAGAACACGGCGCUGGCCCUGGUUCGCGCGCUCUCAGAGUUCCCCGAGGAGACCCGCAACCAGAACGUGCUGCUGAGCGACUUUGCCGUCUCGCAGCGCCAGAUGGUCGCCGAGCUCGAGCGCCAAACGGGCGGGGAGCCCUGGAAAGUCGAGAAGCUGGACAGCGUCAAGUUCAUCGAGGAGCAGCAGAAGCUGGUGGAGGGGGGUAACGUCGGGGCGACGUUUGCCCUGAUCGAGACCGGCUUCUUGACGGGCCGGUACGGCGGACACCUGGAGCUGGAAGGAGAUAUUUUCAACGAGAAGCUGGGCCUCAAAAAGCACACGCUUGAGGAUGUGAUAGCGAGCGCCUUGAAAGCACUGAAGUGAUGCGAAUUGCGUGCGGGGAAACCUGUGGCUGGGGGGCGGAUAUGACUAUUCGUGAAGAACACAGGUGACGACAAUACAGAAGCAUGACAAAACAGUCUAUCCAAAACAAAACAGGAUAUGGACAACAAACGCCCAAUGAAGCUCAGGCUCAGACUUGUGUGUAAAU
Gaeumannomyces tritici R3-111a-1 is the source of this 1499-nucleotide messenger RNA. RefSeq lists its product as hypothetical. The coding region runs from base 419 to 1333 and encodes 304 amino acids. The record is from RefSeq and is a predicted model, not a curated record. Gene Ontology annotation, molecular function: oxidoreductase activity. The transcript has a single exon. NCBI's taxonomy places the organism in Eukaryota, Fungi, Ascomycota, Sordariomycetes, Magnaporthales, Magnaporthaceae.